AUGGUUAUGAAAAGUAACACAGAGGGCAAACAAUUUCGUCCUGCAGAAAAAGAAGUGACUUACGAUGAUUUACUUUCAUCAGUUGGUCAGUUGGGUAUCUACCAAUGGAGAUUAUUUUUUUCUACAUGCCCUUUCUUCGCAUUUGGAGUUUUUGCAUACUUCUCACAGAUGUUCAUAACAGAAGUAUCGCCAAAUCAUUGGUGCAGAAUACCGGAGUUGGAAAACAUGACUGCCAUUGAACGCAGAGAUCUUGGUGUGCCUAAGGACAAUACCUCGAGAUUUGGAUAUUCACAGUGUACAAUGUACGUUACCAAUUGGACUGCAGUUUUAGAGAAGGGACAGAAGCUUAAUCGCACUUGGAAAACAGUACCAUGUCGAUAUGGAUGGGAAUUCAAUAAGUCUGAAAUACCGUAUCCGACUAUAGGAAGUGAUUUGGAAUGGGUCUGUGAAAAAGACAGUUAUCAGGCGACGGCUCAAGCUAUAUUUUUCAUAGGUUGUAUCGCAGGAGGAUUUUUUUUUGGUUGGAUAGCUGAUCGUUUUGGAAGAUUACCAGCUAUUAUAGGCAGUUGCCUUGCUGGUUGCGUAGGUGGUCUUGCCAGUACAUUUACAAAAAAUCUUGGGGAAUUUGCUGCUGCAAGAUUUGUAAUGGGAAUGGCAUAUGAUUCUUGCACGAAUAUUUCAUACCUUCUUCUUUUAGAAUAUAUCGGCCCAAAGUAUAGAACAUUGCUAGCAAAUUUGACAUUUGCUUUAUUCUUUUGCUUAUUUAUGACUGUACUUCCAUGGGUUGCCCUCGCUUGUGGUAACUGGAAAGUUUUUUCUUUAGUCACUAGUUUACCUUUAGCUCUAUCCCUACUUGCAAAGUUAUUUUUGCCAGAAAGUCCAAUGUGGUUAAUAUCGAAAGGACGAGUUAACGAAGCUAUUGAAAAAGUAAUCAUUAUAAGUAAAAUAAAUAAAAAAGAAAUACCUACGGAGAAGAUAAAUCAAUUCAGGUUACAAGCAAGUAGUGUUACACAAGACAAUUUACAAAAUCUAAGUUGGUGGGAGAUUUUCAAGAGACCACUAGUAAAAAAAAUGUAUAUUCUAACUGGUUUAGAGUAUAUGUGCACUGCUUUAUUAUACGAUGGGCUUGUGAGGAGUAUAGGACAGUUGGAUUUCAAUUUCUUUGUAUCGUUUUCAUUAAUAUCCUUCACAGAAUUUCCUUCUGUUCUGAUAGUCGCAUUCAUUAUGGACUACAUAGGUAGGAGGUGGAUGUGUAUAGUGGUAAUGUCUAUUGGCACCAUAUUUUGUUUUCUAGUGCCAUUUGUCAGUGGAGUGCUAAGCCUUGUAUUCGCGGUCAUAGCAAGGUUUGCAGUAAACAUGGGAUUUAGUGCCGCUAUGCAGUGGGCUCCAGAGGUUCUACCAACUUCAGUAAGAGGAUCGGGCGUUUCUGUAAUUCAUAUUUGUGCAUUUGUUUCAACAUUUUUAUCACCGUAUAUUGUGUAUCUGAAGGUUUAUUACUACUGGCUUCCAUUUGUAGUAAUGAGUGGCAUUUCGGGAUUAGCAACGAUAAUUCCAUUCUUUUUACCAGAAACGGCCAUGAAAGCUAUGCCAAACACGUUUGAAGAAUCAGAAGAACUUACGAAAAAUCAACGGUUGCGGCAAUUACCAUAUUUGGAAUCCAAAAAACAAAAUUCACAAAAGGACAAAACGAACGAAGGCGUUGAGUGCCAAUCCUAA
Molecule: messenger RNA, 1716 nt
Organism: Arctia plantaginis
Lineage: Eukaryota; Metazoa; Arthropoda; Insecta; Lepidoptera; Erebidae
Source: the annotation of a GenBank genome assembly